CCUAGCAUUAACAAUACAUAUAAAAACGAGAAUAAUAUGUCAUCGCAAGAGUGGUCAGAUGAAAGUGAAAUCGAAGAAGAGGAAGUUAUUCUAUCAUCCGAACAGAUGGGGGUAAUAGCGCCCGCAAAAAAAUCGACCUCAUUAAACUCGAGAUUUGAUGCCCCAAUGCGGCUCGAAACUGAAGAGAAAUAUGUGAAAUUUGACUAUCAUUCGAUCAACCGACGACCCUACGAUGAUGAUAAUUACAUACACGAACUUGCCGCCAACUAUUGGAAAACCAUAAUGUACAACUAUCCUUACUACGGCGCGGACAUGGCAGGAUCUCUAUUUACGGAAAAAACAUCGUCGUGGAAUGUGAACAGUCUUGAUAACUUGUUGAACACCAUCGAUCCGAUUCCCGGAGUUAACGACGCAUAUUUAUAUUUUGGAAUGUGGAAAGCAUGUUUUCCUUGGCACGUCGAGGUGACAAAGACCUUUAUUCCAUCAACUAUAUCCAUUUUGGCGCACCAAAACACUGGUGGUGACACGACGGUCGCCGCUUUCCGCGGACCUACUAGCCUGAUG
Acaulospora colombiana is the source of this 564-nucleotide messenger RNA. The record is from the annotation of a GenBank genome assembly. Lineage: Eukaryota; Fungi; Glomeromycota; Glomeromycetes; Diversisporales; Acaulosporaceae.